AUGACAGAUCUAAGCACUUCAAGCCAGAUUAGUCUGAUUGGGGACCGUGCCAAGGCUGUCUUAAUCCGGUAUUUGGAUGAUUUUGGGGGGGAAGGUAACAGUGAUCACAACAUUGUUGAGAUCACUAAACCAUUAUCCAAGAUGAAAAACCAAAGAAAAAUGAAAGGCUAUUAUCGGAGAUUUUUAAUCAAGUAUGAGCCAAGAAAUGAUAUGGAGCGAAAUGUCUAUAAUGUGUACAAACAUAUGGGUGAAACUAAGGCUGCCAACUGUACCGCCCAAUCACUUGAUUUCAAAUUGGAUUUGAGGAUUACAGUUAACAUUGAGCAAGAACAGCAUGAGGUUGCAACUGCAGAACUAGCCAAAUCAAAAUCAACUACAGAAUCGAAGCUGUAUAAUGAUAAGGUCAAGCUGGCUCUCACAAGACUCAGGCUUAUCUUCGGCACCAAAUGCCACCUCAACAGUCUGUUAAGAUCAAUGCCUUAUAUACCAAAAUCAAGAAUCAAAGAUGUCAAGGUGCCAAACAUUCAAAUCAUGGGAUUAACGUGUCAUGUAAAAGCCCUUUCCCUGAUCGAUAAAGGGGUAUAUAUGUCGCAGGAUGUCUAUUCAUUUGAUUAUCCGCGAGCCCACGCCCAGAUUCAAGAAAAUGGUAUUCAGAAGAUCAUCGAAGCAUUAAAAUUGUUGACCAAAAACAAUCCAAGCAAAAUGGACAGUCUACUUAAAGGAAGAAAACAGAACCAUUUGGAUAUCGAAUCUGGUAAUGGUGAUGGUAAUAAUAAUGUUAAAAAUCGGAUUUCAGAAGUAGUUUGUGAUGAUAAUGUGGGUCACGACCAUUAG
Mucor mucedo is the source of this 834-nucleotide messenger RNA. RefSeq lists its product as uncharacterized. Lineage: Eukaryota; Fungi; Mucoromycota; Mucoromycetes; Mucorales; Mucoraceae. The transcript has 6 exons. The record is from RefSeq and is a predicted model, not a curated record. The coding region runs from base 1 to 834 and encodes 277 amino acids.